AUGAAGGAGACCCGGGGCGACGGCGGGGACGCCCCCUUCUGCACCCGCCUCAACCACUCCUACCCGGGCAUGUGGGCGCCCGAGCGCUCCGCCGAGGCGCGGGGCAACCUUACGCGACCCCCAGGGCCCGGCGAAGAUUGUGGCUCGGUGUCCGUGGCCUUCCCCAUCACCAUGCUGAUCACCGGCUUCGUGGGCAACGCGCUGGCCAUGCUGCUCGUGUCGCGGAGCUACCGGCGCCGGGAGAGCAAGCGUAAGAAGUCCUUCCUCCUGUGCAUCGGCUGGCUAGCGCUCACAGACCUGGUCGGGCAGCUGCUCACCACCCCCGUGGUCAUCGUCGUGUACCUGUCCAAGCAGCGCUGGGAGCAGCUCGACCCGUCGGGGAGGCUCUGCACCUUCUUCGGGCUGACCAUGACUGUUUUUGGGCUCUGCUCGCUCUUCAUCGCCAGCGCCAUGGCCGUCGAGCGGGCGCUGGCCAUCCGGGCGCCGCACUGGUACGCGAGCCACAUGAAGACGCGCGCCACCCGCGCCGUGCUGCUGGGCGUGUGGCUGGCUGUGCUCGCCUUCGCCCUGUUGCCGGUGCUGGGCGUGGGGCAGUACACCAUCCAGUGGCCCGGGACGUGGUGCUUCAUCAGCACCGCGCGAGGGGGCAAUGGGACUAGCGCGCCGCACAACCGCGGCAAUCUUUUUUUCGCCUCCACCUUCGCCUUCCUGGGGCUCUUGGCCCUGGCCGUCACCUUCGCCUGCAACCUGGCCACCAUUAAGGCCCUGGUGUCCCGUUGCCGGGCCAAGGCCACGGCAUCGCAGUCCAGUGCCCAGUGGGGCCGGAUCACGACCGAGACGGCCAUCCAGCUCAUGGGGAUCAUGUGCGUGCUGUCGGUCUGCUGGUCGCCGCUACUGAUAAUGAUGUUGAAAAUGAUCUUCAAUCAGACAUCAGUUGAGCACUGCAAGACACACACAGGAAAGCAGAAAGAAUGCAGCUUCUUCUUAAUAGCUGUUCGCCUGGCUUCAUUGAACCAGAUCUUGGAUCCUUGGGUUUAUCUGCUGCUAAGAAAGAUCCUUCUUCGAAAGUUUUGCCAGGUAGCAAAUGCAGUCUCCAGCUGCUCUAAUGAUGGACAGAAAGGGCAGCCUAUCUCAUUAUCUAAUGAAAUAAUACAGACAGGAGCAUGA
Cynocephalus volans (Philippine flying lemur) is the source of this 1167-nucleotide messenger RNA. RefSeq names its product prostaglandin E receptor 3 (gene PTGER3). NCBI's taxonomy places the organism in Eukaryota, Metazoa, Chordata, Mammalia, Dermoptera, Cynocephalidae. The record is from RefSeq and is a predicted model, not a curated record. The transcript is spliced from 2 exons. Gene Ontology annotation, biological process: inflammatory response; intestine smooth muscle contraction; positive regulation of cytosolic calcium ion concentration. Gene Ontology annotation, molecular function: prostaglandin E receptor activity. Bases 1 to 1167 code for a protein of 388 amino acids. Gene Ontology annotation, cellular component: plasma membrane.